Molecule: messenger RNA, 969 nt
Organism: Mesorhabditis belari
Lineage: Eukaryota; Metazoa; Nematoda; Chromadorea; Rhabditida; Rhabditidae
Source: the annotation of a GenBank genome assembly
AUGCAGCUGUGGGGUCCGAGUUUCGAAGCUUUCUACACCCGGCCAUGGCACAUUUUUCAAGUCGACAACAACACUGACAUCGGCGAUCAAGAAUGGGCCUCGGCGAUGGUGACUCCCGAUUUUGCAAACCUCAUCCGUGUUGACAUUCUCGUCCCCAUCCUCUGCUACAGUUUAUUCUGGUACACGGUGAACGUGUUAGUGACGGCAAAUUGUUGGUCUUCGUUUCAAGAGGGACAAAAGCGAAAGCGUCUCAUCAACGUCACAACAUCACUCAUUCACUCCUCCGUCUCUGGUUUCUACUUUUUGAUCUUCUUCAUUCGUUUCCCUGGGUUGAUGUUCGCUGCACCAAUGAACUAUUAUGGCUAUUUGGACACGCAGAUUUUGAUGGUCACAUUCGGAUAUUUCAUCUAUGAUGCCUACGAUUUAGUGGUCAACGAUAAAUUUUCGAUCCAAACGGGAGUACUUCUGUUCCACCAUGUCGGUGCUGCAAUUGUCAUCUCGAUCGUGUUCGCAUCACACAAAUUCGUACUUUUCGCUUACUGGGCUCUUCUUAUGGAGGUCUCUUCCGUUUUUCUCCAUCUUCGAUCGAUCUUCCACUUCAGCAAGAUGAGCUCUAAUUCGCGCUACUCAGAGGUGACCAGGCUGAUACUUUGGGGAAAUCUCAUCUCAUUCAUCGUUUUCCGCUUCUUGAAUCAAAUCUGGAUGGUCACCUGGGGAAUCGUGAACAGAAAUAACAUGCACCUGUUCUAUCUUGUGAUGUGCAUGGUAGCUCAAGCGGCCUUCUUCCUUAUCAACUUGAGUCUUUUCCUCAGAAUAUUGUACUCGGACGGAUUCAUGGGCUCAACCAAGGUCAGCAGAAGACAACUUGAUGCUCUUUUGGAAGACAACGAGUACACGGCUUUGGAUCAAAAUGGUGACCGAGAAGACGAUGAUAUCGUCGAGGAACUCAAAAAGGAACCCGAGAUUGCC